AUGGGUCUUUGUAUAACAAAACCAAUUACAAAACAACCUAAGUCUUUGAUUCGUCUUAUCAAAGUUGAAAAUGAGAAUUACAAUUCAAAACCUGCUACACUGCCUGAUCUUUAGGCAAAGAUACUAUAAUUGUGGGUGAAGGUUGAAAAGAAAUUGAAUAAGUUAAUUCACUGUGAAAGAACACAAUAAAUCCUAGAAUUUAAGAGAUUGAUUCAAAACAUACUAUAAAAAUAAAAAAAUGCUCUUUCUUUCUCUGAAAUAACAACAGGAAUCAUUAUUGGGUAUAUGGAAAAAAUAGCUUUUGAAAUUGAAGAAUUAAUAAGAGAAGAGUUACUAAUUGAAGAAAUAGCUAAUAAGUUUUAACAAUUCUAUACUUAAAUUCUCGAACUUUCUCUAGAAUACCAUAAUUGGAAGAAUUUCUAAAAUACAGAUAAGACACAAGUAUCUAGUUUUAUUUGA
Messenger RNA from Paramecium sonneborni, 459 nucleotides. The record is from the annotation of a GenBank genome assembly. Lineage: Eukaryota; Ciliophora; Oligohymenophorea; Peniculida; Parameciidae.